AUCCAUCAAUAAUAUCCCUUCUCUCUCUCUCUCUUUCUCUCUCCUCUCUCUCCAUUUUGUAAACCUAAACUAUUCAUCAGCUAUGAAAAAGCUUUAUCGGAAAAGUACGGUCCACCCCACGCCGUCGGUUGUUUCAGAGCAUCUGCUUUCUUUUUUGCCGGCGGCGAUACUGACUCUGACCGUAGCUCUGUCGCCGGCAGACAGGGAGGUUUUGGCCUACCUCAUAUCCUGCUCCUCCUCCGCCAGCUUCUCCAACACCCACCGCAAGACCACCACCACCACCACCCAGAAACCCCCCGCCGCCGGUGGAGGCGGCUCAAAGAGCGGCGACGACCACCCGCCGUGCUUCAGCUGCAACUGCUUCCGUUGCUACAUGAGCUAUUGGGUGAAGUGGGACUCGUCCCCGAACCGGCAGCUCAUACACGAGGUAAUCGAUGCAUUUGAAGACAGCGUUUUGAACAAGAAGAAUAAGAGAGAGAAGAACAAGGAGAGAAGAAAGGGCAACAAAAGCAGCACCACCACCACCACUAUGGUCAAAGGGCAUAAUAGUAUUUGUCCUGUACUGGAUGAUGCCCCCAAGAACUCUGACCUAAUUUUGACCAAGGAUGAUUUUGAUUUCAGCGAGUCAAACUCGUCGGCGGACGCCGCCGCCGCCGGUGCUUCCAGCGGCGGAGAUGAGGAUGAAAAUGAGGAGGAGGAGGAAUUGGAGAAGGGCUCCGUGAGGAGGUUGGUUAGUUUUCUUGGGGAGAGAAUUUGGAGUGUUUGGGGCUGAAAAAAAAAAUGGAAGAAGGUUGGUUUAGUUUUUACUCUUCAAAAUUUUAUUUUUUUUGCAGCAAUUUAAAUCUGUUUGUUGAAAUUUAGAACCACACCCUCAUCUCAAUGUAAAUUACAAUGUGCCACUAAUCUUUCCUCUAUAAGCUUUUCUGCAAUUUCUUAGGGAUUCAAAAUUUUUGGUUCUUGUUUAGUUUUUGAGGUGUUACUUUAGUACCAGCAAAGUACUAUCUACCUAAUUAUAGGUUUAAUCCUUAAUUGCGGAUUGAUGAUUGAUUCAUUUAUGAGUGUGGCCAUUUCUUGGAAGGGUAUAAUUGUGAAUUGAGUCCCCCGUUGAAAGCGUGUGUAGUUUGUUCGUAUCUUCGUCUU
This is a messenger RNA of Erythranthe guttata (spotted monkey flower), 1140 nucleotides long. RefSeq lists its product as hypothetical. Lineage: Eukaryota; Viridiplantae; Streptophyta; Magnoliopsida; Lamiales; Phrymaceae. The record is from RefSeq and is a predicted model, not a curated record.